This is a messenger RNA of Papaver somniferum (opium poppy), 3638 nucleotides long. RefSeq lists its product as uncharacterized. Gene Ontology annotation, biological process: mitotic DNA damage checkpoint signaling; protein phosphorylation. The transcript has 15 exons. Gene Ontology annotation, molecular function: ATP binding; protein serine/threonine kinase activity. The record is from RefSeq and is a predicted model, not a curated record. Gene Ontology annotation, cellular component: nucleus. NCBI's taxonomy places the organism in Eukaryota, Viridiplantae, Streptophyta, Magnoliopsida, Ranunculales, Papaveraceae. The coding region runs from base 312 to 3467 and encodes 1051 amino acids.
UCGCCCUUAAUCGAAUCACCUCCGGAUCUUCAUCAGGUACAUCGAAAAUCCCUCUACUUCUUUUCUUCAGACUCCCCUCAUUUUUAAUCUUAAAAUUAGGGUUUCUUCAGAAUCAUUCGCUCUCAAACCCUUAAACCCUUAUUUCAUUUCAUUUCAUUUUCUACUUUCUAUUAGCUAGAUCUGAAAACAUUCACAAUUAUUUUCCCUUAAAAACCCCCUAAUCUUCAUGAAGACAUCCAGAUCUAAUCUUUCUCAAUUGAAAUUCUGAAAACAAAAUUGAUAUUUCAAUUUAGGGAAAAACCAAUCAAAUAAUGGUAGCUUACAUUACAGACACAGAAGGAAGCUGUAGUAGUAAUAGUGUAAGUCAAGCUGAUAGAAACCAAGCGUGGUAUUUGUUUCGAGCGUUACUGUAUCUGCGGGGUCCGUGUCGUCUUUCAGAACUCGCCGAGAAGUGUAAUUUGUCGACUGACUUUGUUAGGUGUUUGUGUUCACUUCCUGAUUCGCCUAUACUGUUGAGUAAAGAUUUGUAUGUAACUAUUAGUUUACCUGCGUAUUUUUCUGUAUUUCCAUUGAGUUCUGCCAUGAGAGUUACACUUACUAGGGAGUCAUCAAAGGGAAAUAUUGGUGAUGUUAGGAUGUAUUAUUACAGGAAGAGAAAGCAACAGAAACUGGAUACUUUUUCUUCGACUUCUUUGAAAAGAAGAAGAUUAAUUUCAGCUCCAGAACCUGAUGAUGAUACUGCUGCUUUAUUAGCAUUAGCAGAUAGCAUCCUCAGCGUUACAUCAACUAAGGAUUAUGUUGAUUUUGCUGAUAAGUUAAUGAGGAACGUGAGUUUUCUAAAAGAUGGCUUGUCCUUUAUGCCACAUGAUUGUGGGAUUUUAACCCAAGAAAGAGCACUGCUUCCAUUGCUUCUCGGUCCUAAUGUCAACGGUUCAUGUAAAGAAUUGAUUGAAAUUGAACGUGAUGUUAAAAAUGAUGCUGAGGCAACCACAAAUGGGCAAAUGGAGUUGGUAGAAUAUGCAUAUGGACCGAAACCAUUGCGCAUUAUGCCAAAUUGUGUAAUAGAUCUGAACAUUCCUCUAGCUGCAGUAGAGGAAACUAAGGUACUUGAUGAGGAACCAACUCUUCUUUUAACUACAACUGAGGGUGAGCAAACUCUUGUAGACCAGAUGGAUUGUGGAGAAACCAUAGCAUGUAUUGCAUCUUCUUGUCUGGAAGGAGGUAACCAGGGUAGUAGUUCGCCAGGCGAGGUUGUCCCUGAUAGUGAUGAUUUUGAAGCUUCGAGAAGUAGAAUACCAAGAAUUGAGGGAAAAGAUGGUUGCAAGGAACGGCAAAUUCAAAAAUACGAGGGGAAGUAUAGUUGUGACACAGGUGAAGAUUUGAGGGUUGAGGAGAAGGAUAGAUGCAACAAACGACAAAUUCUAAGAAUUGAGGGAAAGAAUAGUUUCAAGGAAGGACGUAUUUUAAGAAAUGAGGAAAAGGAUAGUUGCAAGGAAGGACAAACUCAAGCAAAUUGUGGAACAAAUGAAGAAGGUAGAGGAGUGGCCUUACUUCUUGAUCAGGCAACAAUAUUGCAGGAGGAUCUGAAAGGUGUUUUGGGAUCUACGGAAAUAGCGAACCACAAAGAAAUGGUGACAUCUUUGGACAGAGAGAAGACAAUUGGCAUAGUGGAAAGCCAGCUUGUUCUACCUUCAGCUGAGAUCUAUACUGUCAAGAUGCAGUCGACAAGGUUUCCCACUAAAGUGAAAAGCAUGGGCAGGGAUAAAGCUCCAGGAGUGGGGGUUCUAUCUGACUCGCAAAAUUGCAAUAAGGCUGGGAAAUCUCUUAAACAACAGGAGCAAUCUAAAAGAGAUCAGCAGGUUAUGCCCACAAAGCAUAAGUUAAAGCAGAGUCGUAAUGUUGACAUAAGUAUCGAUUCCACCUCUCUUGCUCCUAAGAAUCAAUCAGAGACUAGGGAACUGCCAAACUUUGAAUCUUUCAUCGUAGAGGAGGAAGAAGGUUCAGGUGGUUAUGGGACUGUCUACAGGGCACGUCGAAAGAGCGAUGGGAAGACAUUUGCUAUAAAAUGUCCUCACGAGAAGGCUCAUGCACACCAUAUGUACAAUGAGCUAAAGAUGCUGGAGCGAUUUGGAGGUAAGAAUUUCGUCAUAAAAUAUGAGAGCUCUUUCAAAAGCGGCAACUCUGAGUGCUUUGUUUUAGAGCAUGUUGAUCACGACCGACCAGAGGUGUUGAAGAAAGAGAUAGAUAUGUACGAGCUCCAGUGGUAUGGUUAUUGUAUGUUUAGAGCUCUUGCUAGUUUGCACAAGCAGUGUGUUGUGCAUAGAGAUGUAAAACCCGGGAACUUUCUCUUUUCCCGUAAGCUUAUAAAAGGUUACCUCAUUGACUUUAAUCUUGCAAUGGAUUUACAACAGAAAUACAAUGCCACUGGCAAGUCAAAGAAGAGUUCUAGUGUGAACUUUGGUCAUGUUCCACUUCCCAGUAUCAAUUCUGCUCCACCUGGCAUAACUGGGAAAGUUACAAGUAAUCAAGUAACAGCAAAGGUCUCAAAACCAUCUGUUGAGCCAAAGAGCAUUAGGAAGAGAGGAUCUGAUCUGGGUCCUUCAAAGGCUUACCUGGAUUUGGGUACCAGACAAAAAUUAAAAACCCAAGUUGCAGAUGUUUCAGGCAUAACCUCAGCAAAUGCAACAAGCACAAGAACCCCUUCAGGGGAGCAGCAGAGAGAACCCAUGCCGAUGACAACAAGGAAGGAACUGCAACGCUUAGUGGAGGCUAUUCAAAGUCCAAAUGAUCCCAAUCAAAAGAGAAUAAAUCUUCCUUCUUCUCAGAGGAAAAGAGUUGCUGCUCCUUAUGGGAAAGUUGACAGAAAGCUUUUUUACUUGACUCCAAUGCCUGUGCACUCUGCUAGCUAUGCUUUUGUUGGUUCCGGAUUGCUUAAUAACAAAGGCGAUGGAAAGCAGAAAAGAGAAGGUCCUUGCGUCGGAACCAAAGGGUUUCGGGCACCAGAGGUUUUGUUGAAGUCUCCACAUCAAGGUCCUAAAGUUGAUGUUUGGUCUGCUGGGGUUACUCUUCUUUACCUGAUGAUAGGAAGAUCACCUUUUGGUGGCGAUCCUGAACAGAAUAUGAAAGAUAUUGCGAAGAUAAGAGGUAGCGAAGAUCUGUGGGAAGUAGCCAAAUUACACAACCGCGAAUCUUCAUUCCCUGUGGAAUUGUUGGAUUUGGAGUCCUUGCAAUCAGUGAAACUACAAGAAUGGUGUAAGAUUAACACCAAGAGACCCGAGCUCAUCGACAAAAUCCCGAGAUCGCUCUUUGAUUUGAUAGAUAGGUGCUUGACAGUGAACCCAAGGUUGAGAAUCAGUGCAGAGGAUGCUCUUAACCAUGAAUUCUUCGCAGAAUGCCAUGACAGCCUCAGGAGGCAAAGACUAAGACGUAACUCUGGCAGUGCCAAUCAUUCACAAGAACAGCCAUGAUUAGGGCUGUGAUGCCCAUCUGAGUUUACAAUUCGAACCAACACAUACCAGUCCAUAGUUUUUGUAACUGGAAAUGCAAAUUUCCUAUACCUAAUGUUGUAAAGUACAGUUUCUAAUUAGAUGUUCUUCAAUUUUCUCCAUUAAUUCAUGUACUAUAUAAUUUUGUACCAA